AUAGAUCUCUCGAGUUCCAACGCUCAGUACGAUUACUGCGCCAAUGGCCCGGCCGCCGUGCUCUUCUCGGUCCUGUUCGGGCUCACCUUCAUCGCCCAUCUCAUCCAGGCGAUCGCCUACCGCAAGCGGUUCUGCUGGGUGAUCGUGAUGGGCACCGGGUGGGAAUGUCUCGGCCUGAUUAUGCGCACAUACUCGACCAUCAACCAGACCAAGUCGACCACUGCCAGUGCCGGACAGCUGCUGGUCCUGCUGGCGCCGCUGUGGGUGAACGCCCUGGUGUACAUGGUGUUUGGCCGCAUGGUCUACUAUUUCGUGCCGGAUCGGAAGGUGAUGGGCAUCCGGGCGGAGAAGCUGGCCAAGAUCUUCAUCUGGCUGGACGUAACGUCGUUCAUUGUGCAAGCGACGGGCGGCGUCAUGGACUCGGACUUUAGCGAUGAGAUGGACCGCAUCGGACUGCACGUCUACACGGGCGGGAUUGCGCUGCAGGAGCUGUUCAUCGUCUGCUUCUGCUUCCUGCUGUUCUCCUUCCACAAGCGCAUGCGCGAGGGAGGCGGGAUGAUGGAUCGCGGACGCACCUGGCACACAAUGGUGAUGGCCAUGUACGUCACCUUGGGCUUCAUCACGGCUCGAAUCAUCUACCGGCUGGCCGAGUACGCCGACACCAACACGGCCGGCACCAGCCCGCUGACCACCAACGAGGCGCCCUUCUACUGUCUGGAGUGUGUGCCGAUGCUGGUCGCGAUGGUGAUCUGGAACUUCUGGCAUCCCGGCCGCUAUCUGCAGGGCGAAGACAGCGAGUUCCCC
Penicilliopsis zonata CBS 506.65 is the source of this 804-nucleotide messenger RNA. RefSeq lists its product as hypothetical. The annotation marks the transcript as partial. NCBI's taxonomy places the organism in Eukaryota, Fungi, Ascomycota, Eurotiomycetes, Eurotiales, Aspergillaceae. The transcript is spliced from 3 exons. The record is from RefSeq and is a predicted model, not a curated record. Gene Ontology annotation, cellular component: membrane.